AUGCAAAACUUGUCCACUGAGAAAAGCCAAGAGAGCCCCCUAGAAGAUUCAGCAAGAUCAAUGGUCGAUCUCGCGGCGCCCACACGGGCAGGAUCCAUGAAGAGAAAAAGCAGGAGCCUAACACCGAAAAAAAGUCGCAACAGCAGCAUCGGCAGUGGCGGUCUUGCUUCAUCAAGACGAGUGCUGACUUCUCCUCCUCCUCGUUGCAUCGUUGAUGAUGAUGACUCGAGCCAGGUCUCAAAAAUGAGUACAACGCCUCGGCGUAACCGCAGCAGCAAAACCAAAAUGGUGCUGACUUCUCCUCCUCCUCGAUGCAUCCUUGAUGAUGAUGACUCGAGCCAGGUCUCAAAAAUGAGUACAACGCCUCGGCGUAACCGCAGCAGCAAAACCAAAAUUGUGCUGACUUCUACUCCUCGAUGCAUCCUUGAUGAUGACGACUCGAGCCAGGUCUCAAAAAUGAGUAAAACGCCUCGGCGUAACCGCAGCAGCAAAACCAAAAUUGUGCUGACUUCUCCUACUCCUCGAUGCAUCCUUGAUGAUGACGACUCGAGCCAGGUCUCAAGAAAGAGUACAACACCUCGGCGCAACCGCAGUAGUAAAUCCAAAGUGAUGGAUCGCCGCAGCGCCUCUAUUACUCCCAAGUCAUCUCAGCUACAAGAACAAAUUCAAGAAGAAAUUGUUAAGCUAAAGGCUAUUCAAGAUCAAAUGGAGGAGCACCAAGCCUACUUGGAAAAACAACAUCGAGAGUUUGAGCGUCAAAUCCAUACCAUGGAACUCUGUCUUGAAAUGUCGGAAUCCAAAAAUGUUGAACUGGAAUCUCAAUUGGAAGAAGCCCUGGAAGAAAACGAUAGACUUUCUCAUGGUCGAAGAAGCAGAUUUAAGUCCAUUCCAUCCAAAAAAUUUAAUUACUCGAGCAAUGAGCGAGACGACGUGGAUGAGGUGGAACUGCUUCGUUUGGAAAAUGAAAUAUUGCAAGGGAAGUUGCAACGUUGUGAAGUGGCACUUCUUCGAACCAGCGAUCAUAUCCCAAGUAGCUUUGGAACCAGCGACCAUUCCAGUAGCUACUGCUCUUAA
Molecule: messenger RNA, 1074 nt
Organism: Cylindrotheca closterium
Lineage: Eukaryota; Bacillariophyta; Bacillariophyceae; Bacillariales; Bacillariaceae
Source: the annotation of a GenBank genome assembly